AUAUUUCACUGAAUGCACAACAAAAAUUAAAUUUGUAAAAAAAAAUCAUUGAUUGUGAAAAAAAGUCUUAUCAAAAUUAUAAAAUAAGUCACGAAACUGUGAAUCAACAAGUGUCAAAAUAUCACAAACGAAUGCACGUGCAUUGAAAUUAUAAAAAAUUAACUUAAUUCUCAAAUGAUAAUUUUUUUAAUAAUUUUAAGUGAAAAAUGUCAAGACUUACAAAAAUCAUAAAAUUGGAGUAAAAAAGUGAGCGCAAAGAGAACACAUUUAAAAAGAGAAGAAAAAAAUGUGAGAAGAUCGGAAAAGACAGUUUAGUAUAAUUUCAGACGUCAAACAGGAAAGAAGCAAAGAGAAAAUUAUUUGCAGAUUAAUUUAUAAAGAUUUCAUAAUCUACAGACUCGAAACAUUUGAUUUUAUGCAAAGAUUUUAUUGGAUUAAAAAAUUUAAAGGUCAAAAAUUCAAGAUUUUUAUAUAAAAUUGAGGAAAACAACAAAAGAAUCUUCUCACAAUUUUAACAACAACAAAGCACAAAUUUUUUUAAAAUAUCAACCAAAAAUAAACAUCAAGGUGCCUUCAUUUAUACAACAUGUUAGUCAUCGACUGCAAAUAGAUUUACGCAAGCAGCAAAAAUUGUGGAUUCGCAAAUUCAACACAAUAAAUUGAAUUUUAUUACUAAAUCAACUGAAACAUUUUAGGUAAUUUUAAAACUCUCGACUUAAUCGCAAGAAUUUGAUAACAGAAAUCAAGGAGAUAAGAUUGGAAUUUUAAAUUGUUAUAAAAAAUUGCUGUACAGUUCAAAAUUGAUGGGAAUUUAAAGGCUGAGCUGAUUUUUUAAUGCACUCAUCAAAAUCAAAUCUGGAACUGAAGGAAUAAAAUGCAAGGUUAAUUAAAUAACCUACAAAAUAGCUCUUCUUUUCUUGGUUGCAAAAAGAAUGAUUUAAUUACAAAACAAGGAUAUUUUAACUCAUGCAAAUAAGAAAACGUAUAUGUUUUCUGAAAAACAACUACUUUAUAUAAAGGACACGUCAUACAUUUAUUGAAGAAAAUCAUUAGAACAAAAAUUAAACGGAAUACUUCGUUGAACUGAAUUUUUAAUUCGAAGUGGACUUUAAUAUCAAUAAAUAAUUCAAUAAAAUUUCAAUCAAAACUGGAUUAACGAAGCAAGAGCUUUCAAAGAUAUUUAAUGACUAAAAUUACCAAUGAAGUAAAAAUUUUAGAUUAAAUUACAAUAAAUUUAAAAGAAGUUGAAGCUGCAAACCAAAAUAAAAACUUGAAUUUUCAUUCGGAAGACAGUCAAUCUUAGUUAUGUUCGGAAAUCAAACUUAGUUUGGUGAUAAAAACAAAAAUCUAUUACAAAAGUACGAAAUUUUGCGGACAAUCAAUCAAUCAAUCAAACAGAUAAGAAAGCAAGUUAAGAAAAACCUAUUAAAAUAGGACCAAAAAUUAAUUUCGUACAUAACCUUCAUCAAAAAAGUACAACUUGAUAACUUUGCUAGAAUUGCAUUAAAAUAUUAAUAACAAAAUGUUAAUUAGCAUCAGGUACGUAUUGAUAAAGGAAAACAGUAUCAAUUUGCAAUGCUAAAACCUUUUUGAACGUCCUCGCCAAAUGCAUUUAACAAUAUCCAGCCUAAUUGGGGUAAAAACCUAAAAAUUAAAUUAAGAACACACCAAAAAAUGACAAAUUUCUACAAAUAAGCUGUAAAGAACAAUAAAACGUAAAUUUUAAUACUCAAUAUAAAGCUACAAUAGCUGCAAUAAAGCGACAUGGAAAUGGAUAAUGAAAGAAGAUCCCAAAGUAGUUGCGAUUUAGAUAAAUCAUCAUCAGCAUAUCACAAACGAAAGCAUUCAUCAAAUUCAAUUAGUAAUAAAAGUGAUUCGUCAGGAAAAAAUUAUAAUCAUAGCAUUAAUAAUGGUCGGAAAAGGCGACGUGUCAGUUGCAAUAGUCAAAAUAAUGAUGACGACGAUAUUUUAAAGCUUGAUCCAAUUGAGAAUUGUGUAAGUCCGUACGCAAAUGGUAGUGUCAACAAUCAUUCUAAUGGACAGAAUCACAAAACUUUUAGUAAUAAUAAUAAUCACAACAAUUUGAAUAAUAACCAAAAAAAUAAUAAUUUUAAUAGUAACAAUUUUAACAACAAUUAUAAAAACUUCAACAACAACAACAACCGCAACAACAACAACAACAACAACAACAAUAAUCGCAACAACAACAACAACAACAGCAACCUUAAUAAUAAUAGCAAUAACAAUAAAAGUAACUGGUACCACAAGAACCAGAGGUACAACAAAGGAAAUGUCAAAAACAAUAAUAAUAAUAAUAAUAAUAAUAAAAAACCCUUCAUUCCGUUCCAACAGCGUAUAAAUGAUCUAGAAGAGCGACUUAAUCAAAAGGAACUUCAAUUAAAAGAGUCAAGGAUUGAUGUGAUGAAUAGAGAAAGUGACAUAACGGAGCUAAGGAUUCAACAUGAAAGAGAUUUUUUGGAGAUCGAAAAGAAUCAUUGCCGGAAAAUUAAGGAAAUUCAACUUAAAGAGAUCGAUUUGAUUCAAAUUCACAAAGAUGAAGCCAUGAAGCUGAGACUCGCAUUAGAAAAUAAAAGAGAUAUAAUAGCAAAAUUAAGGAAAGAACUGCUAGAUGCACAAAAUGAUAUUUUAGUGACUAGAGCGAUUUUGGAAACAACAAAUAAUAGAAAUGUGGAAUUGACUGGGAGGAUUGCUGACCUUUUAGAUACAAAGAAGAAAAAUAUGAGCAAUAAGAGGAUACAGACAGAUCAAAAUGGUGUUAAUGUUGAGACUCAAGUUGAUGAUUUCGAUAUUGAAAUGAAAUUGAAAAUAUUUCAUAUGUCACCUCCACAAUCAAUUGUGGUUCAUUCAACAACAAAGCAUGAUCCACUGCCUGAUAUAAAAUCUGAUGAUCCAAGAGAUUUCAUAUAUAAUGAUAAAUAUAUCAGAAAUGAUAGUUUAGAUUCUGGAGUAUCUAUUGAUCGAUCUGAAAGCCUUCAAAGUCAGCUGUCAAUAGAAAAUGGUCAUAAUGAUCCUUCAGAUGCUUUAAAAUUUCAUUUUCUUUCAACAAACUCUACUCAAAAAGAUAAACAAAAUGAACUCUUAAAACUUAUUUAUAAAAAAAAGUUACCAAAGAAUAAAGUCAAUCAAAACUUGACCAUUAAUAUUGAUGGAACUAAGUCUGAUGAUUAUGUGAUGGUUGACUAUAUUGAAUCGCCUGAUGAAAUGCCUGGAAAGAAUCUUUCAAGUGAGAAUUUGGACAUAUCUAGAGAUUAUUUUGUGGAUCAAUUAAAGGAUUCAAAGGAUCAGGAAGUUAAUGAAUCAGCCAAUCUUGUAGAAAGACUAAAUUACAAGCAAAAUAACCAAGAAUCCGUAAAUUUACAAAACAAUAUUAAGGUAUUUUCUACAAGAUUAAAAGAAGGUUAUGAAGACUCAACAGAAGAAGUACAAGAAAGUUUGAUAAAUUAUGGAGAAAUCCUAAAUGAACAUGUGAUAGACAAGUCAACAGACAGUAUUCAUAGCUCAUCAGGAAAUUCAAUUGAAGAAAAUUCAAUAGACAAAAUUUUACAAAAAGCAGUAAUAAAAUCAACAGAAAUAUUAAAUGAAUUAAAAGACAAGCCACAAGAAUCAUGUCCUGAAUCUACCAAAUUCACAGAGCAAUAUUCAAAUGAAGCAAGAUUUGAGUUAUUAUCAAGCAAUUUAAAAGAAUCAUCCAAAAAUUUAUCAAAAAAGUUGAACUUCAACAAAGAUGCAAUUGAAUCAGAAUCCAACCAAGACAUAAGUACCAAAAUAUCAAAAACAAAAGAGAGUUUUAAAUCUCCAUCAAAAACCUACGAAUUAUCACCAAAAAUUUACAAUAUUCCACCAAACAUUCGAGACUGUCGUCGAUCAUCAUCUGAUUUAUCAAAAGAUUUGUCAAAUUCAAUUGAUAAUCUCAGCAUCUCAUCAGAACUGCAAGAUUUCCUCAACCUUUCUGAAUCAGAACCUAACGACGAAGUCCAAAGCAAUGUGCCAAUUUCUGAAGCUGACUUUCAUGAAUUCGCAGAAAAAUUCAAGGAAAAAUUCAAGAAAAACAUGAUUCAGAAAGCUGCCCGUGAAUCACUUUACAUUCCGAUCAUUCCAUGCUACACAAAUGACAUCGAAAAAACCAAGCAUAGCAAUGAAUCUGUAAACAAUUUUUCUGAUGAAAAAAUUUUGCUGAAUAAUCAAAAUGAACAACGCAUUAAGUCGACUGAUGAACUUAAAACCGCAAAUGAAACCGACAAAAAUGAUAAUAAUAAUCAAGAACUUGUGGAUGCGACCAGAAAUGAUGAAGAAUCUAAACUGACAACAAAUUUUAUUAAGAUAGAAAAUGAUGCAAAUGUGUCAGAGAAUGACACAGACAUUGAUGAGUUUCAUAAAUCAGUUGUGCGGAGUUUAAUAAAAUGUGAGUCAGUUGAAGAUAGCUCCGAUGAAACCAGCUCAAUCAGUAGUCAAUUUUCAACUAGCGCCUAUGACAAUACUCUCAGGAAUGAAAACAUUUUAAAUGAUAAGAUAUUGGCUGAUAAAAAUGUCAUUGAUAAGGACUUACGUGUUGCUGAAAUUGUUGAGACAGAAGUAAUAAAUUCUAUUGGCGUGGCUGAUAAGAGUAAUGAGUUGGAAAAGCAGAGUGUGAAUGGGGGUCUUUCUACUGAUGAAUUGAAGGCUUUUAGUGAACAUGAAUCAAUGUUGAUUUCUGAAAAUCCCAAAGAAUGUGAAGAUAAAAAUCACGAUUUAGUAAAAGCUGACUUGCAGGAUUUAGAAGAAACAAUUAAAAUUCUAGAGGGAGAUUCAGCAACAAACCAUGAAGUUUGUCAAGAAAGAUCACUUAAUUCGGAAAGCAAUAUUGAAAUAAGUGUUGAUAAUAUUAAAGAAUCUUGUGAACCAUCAGAAACUUUAACUCAAUUUAAGGAAUCUGUGCUCGAUUUUUCAAAAAAAUCGGAAAAAACAUUAAUAGAAGUUGAAAAGCUCAUCUCUCAAAAUUCAAUAAAUACAAGUCAAAGUGUAGCAGAACCUCUAAAAAUUUUUACUAAUCUAAUCUCAAAUGAUUCAAAUGUCGCAUCCCAAACUCAAAAUUCCCCAAAAGUUACUCAAAAUUCCUCAAAAAUGAUUCAAAUCCCAACAAUCCUACAAAAUUCAUCAAUAACACAGCCUAUUACCAAACCCCAACCAUAUGUCCACCAAAAUAUCCUUAAAAAUACGAAAAAGAUGAAAAAGAUCGAUGACAAUUGCCCAUCGUACCUUCAUUCUUUCCAAGAUUUCUUAACCAAAAGUUGUAUUGUAUUCAACCCAGCCUUAAAUUCUGUUGAAAAUGUAAAAUCAGUCCAACAAAUUCCCAGUGAUGAUUUGGAUAGGAAUCAACAAGAGCAGUUCAAAAAGGAACUUCAACAAAAACAGCGUACAAAAAAGAUAGUAAAGCGGAGAGAAUCAAUUUUGGUAGACAAUUUUAGAGUUAAAAGGCAGAAAAUAGAGACUCGAAGUGUAGAUAAGAAGAUGCAAAGUGGUGAGGUGUUAAAAGCUGCAGGAAAAUUGCAAAAUAUAGUGGAACAUCUAAACGACCUUAAAAAUCCAGAGUUGGAAAUCGAGAAAGAAAAAGUCCCGCAAAAUUCAUCAUUUGUUCUACAUCAGCAAAAUAUUAAUGAAACUCAGUCAAGAAAUGACUUAUUGUGCUCAAAACCUAGAAAUGUUAAUCAAUUUCCCUUUCAAUUCAAUAACAACCAAAUUGUGUCAAAUUUUAGUUCAAAUGAAUCAAGUUUUUCACCUCAAACUCAAACGUCAAAUUAUCAGAUUUUUGAAAAUCAAGCAAACGUAAUUAGGAAUCAUUUAGGAUUAAUUGACUAUGGAUCACAUUUGAUCUGUACUCCAUACGAAGGAUGCAAGCUAAUAUCAACUGAUUUUCAAACAAAUUCUGUCAAUAACCAACAACUUGUUGUUCCUGGUCAGGGUUGUGACAAGGGAUUAAUAAAUAAUGAGAAGAAUAAUCAUUCUGAAGUCACCAAUGGAUAUGCUGACAACUAUAAUCAAAAUAUAAGUGAAGCUGGCUGCACUUCAAUUGAAAAUGAUUCAAUUCCUACAGUCAAUCUACAUGAUUCACAAUAUACUCAGCAUGAACCACUAGAAAAUGGGAAUAAGCGUUGCGUCAUUAACGAUUUAUCUAAAAAUGUGGUAGAUUUGAAAAUACUCAGUACGACUCAUAAUGAUUCUCAAAUAAUACAUAAUGAUUCAGUUCCUGCAUCAAAUGAAAAUUAUUCUGGUCGAGUAAAUGAGCUUAGACACUCUCUAAGCUGUUCACCAGUUAGUUCAGUAGAAUCCAGAGAAUAUUUAAGAAGUAUAACUCCAGAAUAUAAAGGAUCACCAAGCAGCAGUAGUGGAAAUGAUUUUGUAAUGUCUCCAGUUGAGUCAUUUGAGAAACAAGAAGCAAGUCCAACAAAAAAGUCAAGUCCAUUCAAAAAUAUUAAGUCACCAUUUAAAAUUGAUCAAAAGAAGUCUCGAAAUCUACCAAGUGAGGACGAAAUGGGAGUUUGCAGUCAAAUUGUAGCUACAACUCUGAAAAAAUCACAACAACAACGUGAAAUGUCAAGAAGUUCAGAGGAAAGAAUGUUGCAGAGUGGUAAUUUUCAAGGAUAUUCAAGAAAUGAACAGUUUUAUGGAUAUAGGAACGAAAGAGUUGAAAGUGGAUUUGUCACAAGUGAAGGCAUUGAUAGAAAUGACAAAUUUGAUAGACACAACGUCAACAAUAGCUCAAAAUUUAAUGAAAAUAGAUUCAAUUUAAGGCAUGAUAAAAACCGAAGAAAUUCUGUCCAUGACUCGGUCCACAACAGACUUAAUGUAUCGCCAAAUGACAAAAAAUUCUUCGAGAGAUCAGGAAGUCUCUUGUCACAAGAUCUGCUACCAAAAAGUUCAAAAUAUUUGAGAUCAAAUUCUUAUCAAGAACCUCAAUUCAAACAAAAUUCAAGAACACCUUUAACAAUCCCAUUUAAACCUAUAAAGGAACCAUCUUUCACUAAUGACAAUCCAAAUAUUCAGCAUAUUAAGAACAUAAUUCCAUCGCCUUCUUUAUCACCACCGUCCUUAAUUAUUGACGAAAAUAAUUUCAAGCGAGCACAGAACAAAAAUGAAAUUUCACAAUUGGUUAUCGCGGAAUUAACGGUAUUUUAUGAGUUAAAAAAGUUUGAGUCUGAUAAUCCAAAGGAAUUAUUCAAGAGUAUGGCUAGAGCGAUAACUUAUCAUUUUUAUGAUAAAAAUCCAGAUAAUGUGCCCAAUAAGAAUGCUAUAAAAAAUUAUGUCAUGGAAGUUUUUUUCAAUUAUGGAACAAUCAGGUCGGAAAAGGAUUUUUUACUGUCGGAGGAUUAUGGUGAUGACUUUUAAUGGGAAAAACAAUGUUUAAUGGUUACAAAAUAGCGAUUGUCCAGCAACAGUGAUGGUGGAAUUUUGAAAAAAAAUUAGGAACUUGUGACCCGAAUGGCACAAAUCGGUUAAUCGAUCAGAAAUCCGCAUCAAGCUGGUGGGAAUGUGGCAUGGUGCUAGAUGUAAAUCGAAGCCAGCACAAUGCCAGAGUCAUACCAGCUUGUUGCUGGAUUUCUAAUUGUUUAACCGACUAGUGCUUUUUGGGUGAGUUUAUUGAGUCUGGUUGGAACUAAAAGCUUAAAUUCAAUUUGGAAAAAUUGCCUUAAUUUCGAGCUUGUAAAUGUGUUUUGAAAUUAAUGUUGUAUUUACAGUGUUGGUUCAAGCAAAUGUGCGGAAUGAAAAUUCGAGUCUUUACAAAAAUAUUAAAAAUGAUUGCCAUAAAGUUUUCGGUAAAGACUUUUUAUACCUGGAGACUAGUCGAAGUAAAAGCAUUUAUUUACAAAAAUUUAUUUUGAUAGUUUUACUUUUAAUAUUAAAAAUAAUAAUGAUAAUAUGAACCUUAGCGACACAAAGACAUGAUUUUCAUAUUUUUUGGAAUGCUUAUUAAUUAUUACUUUUCAUAACCAGAGGCGUAGCCAGGAAUUUGAAUAGGGGGGGUGGGGGUUCAAAAAUUUGAAUCGAUAAAAUUAAAGAGAUAGGAGGAUGGGCGGAGUUUUAGGAUUUAUUGAUAAAAACCCUACCAAAAUGAAGAAAUUUCUGAUGAAGUAGGAGGAUUUGUCACUUAAACCCUCCCCCCCCCCCCUUCUUUGCUUUGCCCCUGAUUCUAACCUUUAAAGUGUCGCUUGGGAAGUGUUCAUUUCUUUUAAGAGAUCAAAAUUGACAUGAAAUUUGAAAAGAGACUAAAUCGACUUCGAGCUCUGAAUGAGUCAUUAAGUAAAUGAAUUUUCAUAACCAAAUUAUGUCACUCAGUUCUCAAGUGUUAGUGAUAACGUAAAUAGGCUGAAAUUGUUAAUUUAUGUGCCUUUAUAAUAAAAUAAACUUUUAAUAUAAAAUGCACCGAUGAUGUUUGAAUUCAAUAGCUUAAUAAUCGAAAAGAUGAAAGUUUUUAAUUGUAAGAAAAUAGGUAAAAUCAAAAGUAUUUUCAAAACAAAUAUUAUUUUGAUAUUUUAACCAAUUUUAACAUAAAAUGUGAAUUUUGUAAAGUAUUGACUGUUGCAUAUGCCAGAGGCAAUUUAUAUUUUUAAAAUAAAUGAGUGAAUGUUGUAUGUUUC
Chironomus riparius is the source of this 8633-nucleotide messenger RNA. NCBI's taxonomy places the organism in Eukaryota, Metazoa, Arthropoda, Insecta, Diptera, Chironomidae. The record is from the annotation of a GenBank genome assembly.